CACCUGCUUCUUUAUUCCCAUCAUUCGUUUUUGCUUCCUUUUGCUGCAGUUGGAAUUGCAUCACCUCUUGUGCAGGGAAAUGUCAUUUGGCCUGAUCGCGAUUGACCGUUGACAAUCCAGGCCUCCCUUCCGUCGCUGAUCUUCAUGUGAAGGACCCUGCUUCUUGGCUUACCUACCAUAACCUUCAUUGCAUAGCUUCACUCUAUACACUCUGAGUUUCUGUCAUACACUCCGAUCCUUUCCUACGUUCUUGUCCACUCGUUUCCGCCGGUCUCCGGCCAUCCCAAGAUGCGCUCCGCAGCCAAAUUUUUCUAUCUGGCGGUAUUUGCCCUGUCGAGGCUUUCCAAUGCCGAGACUGGGCUGCACCAUAACCAGGACAAGUGUGCGAUUGACCCCACUGCCAUGGUGUCUGACGCUUGCGUCUCCUACGCCACCAUCGAUCAUCUGAACGAUCAAGUCUACACCCUCCUCCAAUCCAUUACGCAAGAUACCGAUUUCUUUUCGUACUACCGUCUGAACCUCUUCAACAAAGUCUGUCCGUUCUGGAACGAUGCGAAUAGCAUGUGCGGGAACAUCGCAUGCUCCGUCAACACAAUCGAGUCAGAGGACGACAUCCCGUUAACAUGGCGCGCGGAGGAGCUUAGUAAACUCGAGGGACCUAAAGCAGGCCAUCCGGGCCGCAAUCAGCGAAAGGAGCGACCUCUUAAUCGACCGCUCCAGGGAAUGUUAGGUGAAAAUGUCAAAGAGAGUUGUGUGGUGGAGUAUGAUGAUGAAUGUGACGAACGGGACUACUGUGUUCCCGAAGAUGAGGGUGCUAGCGGCAAGGGAGACUAUGUCAGUCUCGUUGAUAAUCCAGAGCGGUUCACGGGGUACGCCGGUAUGGGCGCUCACCAGGUUUGGGACGCAAUCUAUCGGGAGAAUUGCUUCCUCAAACCGGUGCCAGAGCUGUCACCGGUGACCCCUCAGCUGGGUGGUCUUCAAGCGGUCAACGAUUUCCGCCAUGUGCUCCAGCAGGAGCUGAAGCGCCCCGACCUGCUUCCCUUGGACAACGAGUGUCUCGAGAAGCGCGUAUUCCAUCGUCUCAUCAGUGGAAUGCAUGCGUCUAUCUCAACCCACCUUUGCUGGGAUUACCUCAAUCAGACGACGGGGCAAUGGCAUCCCAACCUUCAAUGUUUCAAAGAUCGCCUCCACGAUCACCCCGAGCGCAUCUCGAAUCUGUACUUCAAUUACGCGCUGGUCUCGCGCGCCGUGGCAAAGUUGCAGAAACACCUACACAACUACAACUACUGCGUCAGUGAUCCGAUCCAGGAUGCCAUGACUAGGGAGAAGGUCUCCAAGUUGACCUCGACCUUGGCUGAUCGUCCUCAAAUUUUCGACGAGAACCUCAUGUUCCAGGACCCCAGCGCUGCUGGCUUGAAGGAAGACUUCCGCAACCGAUUUCGCAAUGUCAGUCGCCUGAUGGACUGUGUCGGAUGCGAUAAGUGCCGCCUCUGGGGCAAGCUUCAAGUGAAUGGGUAUGGCACCGCUCUGAAGGUGCUGUUCGAGUACGACGAGACCAAGAAUGGCGAGAACCCGUUGCUGCGCCGGACCGAGCUGGUGGCACUGAUCAACACCCUUGGUCGCAUUUCUCACAGCAUUGCGGCCGUCCGGAGUUUCCACCGGGCCAUGGAUGUGGGCGAUGGGGAGGUCUUCACCAUUCCCGCAAGCAUUGCGUCCAAGGAUCGCAGUGGCAAGAAGAAGACCCGACGACUUCUCAAAGACGGUGGCUCGACCUUCUACUACGAGGAUGGCGAUGAUGACAACUUUGUAUACAUCACCGAGAAGCUUCCGUGGGAGAAGGUCCGAGUACGCCGCGACACGGAUACGGCCUGGGACGACAUGAAGGCCGAGCUCUCUAUGAUCGGGGACAUUCUCGUCUACGUGCUGAAGAGCUGGGUCAAUGCACCGAAGACAUUCUUUGAAAUCGCCGUCCUGGAAAUCGCUCGGGUAUGGAACUACUGGCUGGGUCUGCCUGUGCCACCACGGUCCUGGAGGAUCCAGCUCCCCAAGCGACCCACCCCUCCGACACCCCCAACCCAUGAGGAGCUUUAGACACUAGAAGUUGGGAGACGUGGAAGAUGGCGGUGACUGGGAUUGUAUUGUAUAACUAGCGUCGUGGAGGACUAAUCUUUUUCCGAUCUGUUUGGGCCGGCGUUGUUGACGAUGCCUGUUGGGAAAUCGCAUCUCGGGAGUUCUGGGAGCAUUUAGGCCGCUGUACAUUUCAUUUCAUUUUCCAAGCAAUGGGCCUGAGCAUUUGAUGGUGAUAUAUUACAUUCAGAUAAUUUGGACAGCAAAUAUGAUAUCCCAC
This is a messenger RNA of Aspergillus costaricaensis CBS 115574, 2347 nucleotides long. Its product is annotated as ER oxidoreductin. Lineage: Eukaryota; Fungi; Ascomycota; Eurotiomycetes; Eurotiales; Aspergillaceae. Gene Ontology annotation, molecular function: thiol oxidase activity; protein-disulfide reductase activity; FAD binding. Gene Ontology annotation, cellular component: endoplasmic reticulum membrane; endoplasmic reticulum. The record is from RefSeq and is a predicted model, not a curated record. Gene Ontology annotation, biological process: protein folding in endoplasmic reticulum. The coding region runs from base 289 to 2091 and encodes 600 amino acids. The transcript is spliced from 3 exons.